Octodon degus (degu) is the source of this 5166-nucleotide messenger RNA. RefSeq names its product SEC22 homolog B, vesicle trafficking protein (gene Sec22b). Bases 131 to 778 code for a protein of 215 amino acids. Gene Ontology annotation, molecular function: SNAP receptor activity. NCBI's taxonomy places the organism in Eukaryota, Metazoa, Chordata, Mammalia, Rodentia, Octodontidae. Gene Ontology annotation, biological process: retrograde vesicle-mediated transport, Golgi to endoplasmic reticulum; vesicle fusion with Golgi apparatus; endoplasmic reticulum to Golgi vesicle-mediated transport. Gene Ontology annotation, cellular component: endoplasmic reticulum-Golgi intermediate compartment; endoplasmic reticulum membrane; SNARE complex. The record is from RefSeq and is a predicted model, not a curated record. The transcript has 5 exons.
CCUCAGCGCGAAGCGGAGACGCAAGCGCCCGUAUCUCCGGGAACUGAGCGAGAGGCUUUACUGUCCUCUCUCCAGGGCGAGUGAGAACGACGCCUGCGGCAGUGCGGGGCAGGGUCGGGUCCCAGUGAAGAUGGUGUUGCUAACGAUGAUCGCCCGAGUGGCGGACGGACUUCCGCUGGCCGCGUCGAUGCAGGAGGACGAGCAGUCUGGCCGGGACCUUCAACAGUAUCAGACUCAGGCUAAGCAUCUCUUUCGAAAGUUGAAUGAACAGUCUCCUACAAGAUGUACCUUGGAAGCAGGGGCCAUGACUUUUCACUACAUUAUUGAGCAGGGAGUGUGCUAUUUGGUUUUGUGUGAAGCUGCUUUCCCUAAAAAGUUGGCUUUUGCCUACCUAGAAGAUUUACAUUCAGAAUUUGAUGAACAGCAUGGGAAGAAAGUGCCUACCGUAUCUAGACCAUAUUCCUUUAUUGAAUUUGAUACCUUCAUUCAGAAAACAAAGAAGCUCUACAUUGACAGUCGUGCCCGGAGAAACCUGGGCUCCAUCAACACUGAGUUACAAGAUGUACAGAGGAUCAUGGUGGCCAAUAUCGAGGAGGUGUUGCAAAGGGGAGAAGCACUCUCAGCAUUGGAUUCAAAGGCUAACAAUUUGUCCAGUCUGUCCAAGAAAUAUCGCCAGGAUGCGAAGUACUUGAACAUGCGUUCCACUUAUGCCAAACUUGCAGCUGUAGCUGUAUUUUUCAUCAUGUUAAUAGUGUAUGUGCGAUUCUGGUGGCUGUGAAGUAGUAAACACAGUCACUGGUAAGAGACAACCUAGAACCUGGCAGGUGUAUGUUUUCAGGAAGCUGAGCUCACAGGGAUAUGUAUUAGAACCCAAGUGGAACUUCUGCCUCUAAAGAUCUUGCAAGAAAAUACAUCCUGAAAAUGAAAGUUCGCGCCUCCUUUAAUGAAGCUUAACCCUAUGUGAAAAGUCUCUUGGGGGCAGAGGCUUUCUCUGGGUGCUAAGCCAUACAUGUUAGGGAACAGUAGAUUGUUUUAUUUUUUUCCCCUCCCAGUAAGAGUUUAAAACAGCACUGACUGGGACAUUCUAAUCCUCUGAUAGAGCCAUCAAUGGGAUGUAAGGUAACCAACCAGCGCUAGCAGCAUUCGGAGUUCCUUCAAAGAAGACAGCCAUUUGGGAAGGUUUUUGACUUUAAAUAACAUUCCUUUUGUUUGUGACAUUUGUGACUUUCAGUAAGCUGAGUUUUUGAUGGCCUUUACACCAGACUCCAAAUAUGUGAAGGUUAAUGGCUGUACUGCACAGAUUCUGUCUGUUGGCCUCUAACUAAACUUUUAUUGUUUUCCUCUUAUAUUUCACUUAUUUCCUAGUUGCUUUAGAAUUAAAUGAAUUAUGUUAGGAUGCCUUGAAAUUACCUAGCACUCCUCGAUUAAGAAGUUAAAGUUUUUUCUCACUCUUUGAACAUAAAGACUUAAAUUAGUUUGGGAUAUUAUUAAAUUUAUUUUGUAGCAUUUGGUUUAUAUUAAUAUAAGAGCAACAUAGCAUAGCAUAGCCAGAGCCCCAUGGCUUAAUAAAAAGAAAAGCCCAGCCUAGAACUGCAGUUCGUCAACCCCCUCAUUCAGUUUGUUCACUAUAGUUUUCCCCACUCCUUGUUUCCCUUCUGCCAUAGCGUAACAUUUUAAAAAUUCCCCUGUGCCUAGUAAUUUCACAUCCCAUAAACAUCCUCAGUGUUUUCUUAAAUUUUAAAAUGAAAACUAUCCAGUUCUAUAGAUUUAAAACUUGCAGAUCACUUACUAAAAUCUCUAGCUUCGUUUAUCUGACAAGUCUCAGAGUACUUCAUUGCUAUUCAGUUUACAUAAAUUCUCCAGGAAUGGUCUAGAGAUAAGUAAUUAAUUUACAGUGGUUUCUACUAAUAAAAAUAACUGAUUAUUUUUCCUUUUUGCUCAGGGAUAAUGGAGAUUUCCUUUUACCUUCUGAGGUAAAUGUGAAGAAUAGGCCUCUUGAAUGUUAUCACAAGGGCCUAUGGUCUAUACAACUUGUAACUCCUACACAUACUGCAAAUAUUUUUUAAAAUUAUGUAAGGAGGAUGAGCCAACAUCUUAUUUUUGAACAUCUUUGAAAAGGUAACAGUGGGCAAGUUUAUGACCCAAAGGAAUCCUCAGAGCUACUGUCCUGAUUCCUGGUAGGGAAAAUAGUCAUUUUCUUGUUAGGCAAGUAGAAAUGUUUAUUUUUAUUCCUUAUAAUUUACAGAACUGAAAUAAUUUUUUUUCUUUCUAUUAUGACCUAAAUUUUCUUUCAAUGGCCUAAAAUUUGCUCAUUGGAGUUUUGUGCAUGAAAUCAGAGGUUAGUUUUUACAGAGAAUAAGUACUUUUAAGUCCCUAAAGGGUUUAUUCCUUGAGUAAUGAUAUUGACAAUAAAAGUCUUUGAAAGACCGAGAACCUAAAUAGUGGUACCAUAACAUUCGGUGCUUCUGUAGGAGGAAGGGUGGCAGCUCAUUGUUGAGAGUUGCAUGCUGCAGUCAGCAGUGAAAUAAAUAUUUCUAGAAUGUUCCCUUCAGUGUGAAGUUUUGUUACCUAGUUUACUUAUGUACACAUAUCCAUUAUAAAUGCAUUUCUACCUAAUUUUAGUGAGGUAAUUAAAAAGAGAUGGAGUAAAUAAUGAACAAGAAAGUGAUUUAAGAUCAGGGCAGGGGGGAAAUGAGAGAUUAAGACUCAUAGUAUACCCCCUUCUGCUCUUAAUAUGAAAUAGCAAGAAGUUGUAACUAAUGAACUAUAUUAGCAAACCAAAUAUCUAAAAUAGAACGUGACAAGUACUGUAUGAAGUACUUACAGAAGUGUAACAUAAAGGAAGCUUAUUUCUACAGGAGAAGCAGGGGACAGUCUAGGGAGUAUCAGUGGUAUGUACGAGACAUAAAGAGUGAGGCACAUUUUGGAAAUGUCAUAGCUUGGUUCAGUUUAACUCAGGAUAAGCACAAGUGACUGCAGAGACAGAAAAAAACUUCUAUACUGCAAUAAAUGCACUUGUCUACCAAGCUAAUACAGCUUCAAAUGAUCAUUUGGCCAUAAUAUAAAAAUAAUACAGAGUGACAAGAUUGAUGUAUGGUGGCUGUGCCCAUAAUACCAACACACAGGAGGCUGAAGCAAGAGGAUCACUGUGUGUUUGAGGCCAUCCUUAAAUACAGUAGUGAGUUCAAGGCCAACCUGAACUAUAUAAUGAGAUGCUGUCUGAAAAAGUAAAAUGUAGGGAGAUGAAACAAAGACGCCAUCAGACACAGAAUUAGGCAAGCUAGUUUUUUAGUGACUUUCAAGAAAGUACUGGUCAGAGGUACCAAAUUUGUUUUAGGAGCUUAAUUCUCACAUUGACCAAACCUUUCAAAGUAUGUUCACACUAUUCUAUGAAUAAAGAAUGGAAAUAGAGCUGAGGCACUAAAGAGUUAAGUAAUUUGCCCAAAAUCACAGAGCUAGAACGUGGUGAGCCAAGAUUUGAAACUAGUGGUUUGGCUCUGAAGUCUUUGUUUUUAACCACCAUACUAUCCAAGUAAGUAAAUGAGAUCCAUACUAAGAAUACAUUGUAUGUUUAGCAACCAUAAACUUGAUCAUGCAAGCAGAAGUAAUUCUAGAGGGCUGAUGAUAGAAGCUGGUUUGCAGUGGACUGAGGAUUGGACCACUAGAAUCAAAGACAUAAAAUUGCUCUCACAAGGAGCAUUUAUGUUUUUGUGACAUUGAACUUCGUGGCUUGUCUUAAUUAAGAAAUCUCCUAAAUAUCAAAAUUUAGAAAUAUGUGGUGCAUUGUACAUUACCUAGUCAUUUAAAUGUCUUAAGAGGAAUUUCUCAGCUUUUUGAGAAAUCUUUAGAAAGCUGAUAAAAAGGGUGCACCUUCCCCCAGAGAAAAGUUCAUGUGUACGUGCAUGCCCUGUAUGUACCACUUCAAGCUAUUCAGGCCAGCAAAGCCUGCUCGUCUUGUGUGAUCCAGUUAAGAACUCCACAUGUAUAGGAUGUGGAAUUCAAAUUUAAGUACCCAAAAGACUUGAAAACUUGGUUGUGAAUUAGAAAUAUUCUACAGUUUAAACAACUUUUUAAAUAUGGUGUAUUGAAACUCUGUACAGAAGCAUUUGUAUCAAAUAAUAUUUUCCUGUACUGUAUUCAGAGAUUUGGGUCUUCUGGAAAAAAAAAAAAGAAAAAAAAAAUGAGGUUUCUCUCUGUUCCUUCAAAUCACAUUUAAGGAAUUUGAAACUUACAUGUUCUACUUUUAUGAAAAAUCUUCUUUACAAAACCAAGUUAAAAAGGCAAGUGUGUAAUAACUUGUGCUCACACAAGACUUAAUGAAAUAUGUAGAGUAAAACAUCUCAGUUUAAACCUCUGGGAAUGUUCACCAUGAUACUAGGGCCUGAGGGCUAAUGGCCACACAGUUAAGGCUGACACAUUGGAAGUACUCAGCAAAUAGCUGCAGGAGGUGUAUGGUGAAGUAUUAAAAAGAAAAGCACACCAUUUUUGGAAAUAAUACUUUGAAGGGGGAAAAAAAUAACUAAACUGGGAUAUAGGCUUACUGAAAGAAUGGAAAAAUAAAGAGGCAUAUUUAAGAGAAAUCAGAACAAAAGAAAGGACCAAUAAGAUUGUAUAGUGAAUGCUUUGGAGAAGAGGAAAGCAGUAUAGCAAAAAAUUAACUUGUUUUUUUAGAAGAAACAAUCAGAGAAAAUGAAAAAGAAGUAAAGGUAAGUUAGGAGAAAAAGCACAAAAGUCAAAUAGCUUGGUAGAUCUUAAGUCUGGGAAUGUUUCCAGUUGACUGUCAUGCCCAUGGUUGCUUUUAUAUUGUAUAGGUGAUAUUCAAUCUUUUCAUAUCAAGCAUUUAGCCAACUUUUCAUAUGAAAAAGUGACUUCAGUUUAGUGAUUAAAUACCUCAACCAACAUACUGUGUAAGGUAAAUACCAUGCUGAAGUUAAAACCUGGUUUGAGGCUUCGUUUUGACUACUGACCUAACCUCCCAGUUACUGCUUUGCAAGUCGUGGGUGAGCACUGAGGUCUGUUGGGCUGGCUGCGUAGGGAAAACAGUAAGACCAAUAAAGAGACUGACAGUUCCGUCUAUUUGUAUGCCUUUUUAGUCACUUGCAUUAAUACAGUGUGUUACUUACACACUUCAAAGUUUAAAAUAAAGUUUCUAAUUAGUUUUUCUUG